Spirodela intermedia is the source of this 1679-nucleotide messenger RNA. Lineage: Eukaryota; Viridiplantae; Streptophyta; Magnoliopsida; Alismatales; Araceae. The record is from the annotation of a GenBank genome assembly.
AUGGCAGAUAUGGGUUCGCAUGAUAAGAAAAAAAGAAAACGAGCAAAGAAAGGUGCCAGGGACCUUCGAUUUCAGGAUCUAGAGCUAGCUGGUGGACAGAGGAAGCAGAAGCGUAAGGAGUAAGUAAAUAUUUAAUGUUGAAGAUUUCUUUUUUCGUCAUAUAAUGUCCAUAAGAUUCAUUUAGAUUCUUGUAAUCUCCGAGUUAAUGUCACCCAAGACGUUGUUUUGGAACGGUUAAAGACAUAAUCUAUCAAUGAAAGAACUUGGUUACAAGUGGUUAUUGUUUCUUCUUUAAUUUUGAAGAAGCUUCCUUUGACACUUCAAGAAUAAUUUUAAAUGGGUAAUUCCCUAAUCUAUUUUUUGGUAGAGAAAGGGCGCAAUGCUUCUUUAGUCGCAUUAAAUCUGAUUGGGUUUUCUCUGAGUCAUGCUUUGUAGCAACUGUUGUUUUCUUUUCUUUGGACGAAUCGCAAAUAUGAAAGCUCAAGAAAGGUCCUCGUUUUUCUGCUUUGUUUACUCAUCUCUUCUUUUGUAAUUUACAUUCGUGCUAUUACGGAGCCAGACUUGUUUGAAAAUUAAGUAGAUUCUGUAUGUAACUUAAUGAACUGCUUUUAAGAGCUAUCUGUGAAUAAGAUAGUACAAGAGCCUUAGGUUUAUUUUGAAGGAUAAACCUGUGCUGAAAGCCUAGAUAAGCUGUGAAAGAAUUUGAGGUCUUGCUAUAGAUUCAAACUCACAGGAAAAUUUUGAUGUUAUCACAAUUUAUCCAUGUUUACCAUCUGUAUGAAAAGUUGGAUCAAGCAGUACGAGUGACAAUGUUUGUUCUUUAAUCGAGAUAUCUCAAGGUCAAGUUUUUCUGAAACAAAAUUUAUAAUAUUUUUUUCAAAUGUAAAUGAGCAACUUUCAAGGGGUUUCUCCAAAACAAGGGUUACCCAUUUCUAAUUUUGGAGGGUUGGCUCGUGCCCAAAAUGCAGAUAACUUGCUAGCAUAUUAGUUUCAUGCUUUGAAGGUUAAAAUUUACAAAGCUAUGUUUUUUUUUUUUGAUAAGAUCGAAAGCCGUUAUGCCCUGUUUUAGAUGCCUUCGGUUGAGUACUUGCUGAAUCUAAAACUGUGUUGCUUUCAAAACUUUCCUGUUCUUUGAGGUGGAUUACUUGUUGGGAGGUAGAUGGUGAACUUAGGGUGUUGCCUCGUUGUUGUCUUUCUCAUCAAAGUUCCUAACCAACAACUCAGUGCUCUUCUUCAAAUCAAAAUGGCCGAUGAUAUUGAUAACACUAUGUGCAUUUGGGUUACUGCGGGUUGGGUUCUCUUUUCCAUCUAAAUUAUGUUAUGCUGGAUCAUAUUGAUCAGGUACUUGAAAGCAAGAAAGAUAAAAAGCAAGAGAGCGAGGAACAGUGAAAGUUCAGAGUUUCCUGGCCGUCAGGAAGUUAAAUUUGGUGAAGUUGUCGAUGCUCCGCCGAAGCUAUCAUUUCCUAAGGUAUCGCCAACUACUUGCCCAUGCAGUUUAAUCUCCAUGUGAUCGUGGAUUUGAAAGUUCUCUGCCAUUUUUCCAGGGUUUAAAGACUGCCCUUGAUGCUUCGACUGAGAGGCGUCGUCUGCAGGCCAUUGAGGCAUAUCGGAGUCAGAAAGGAUGGGAAUCAAGACUUGGCAUCCAUCUCCCUCUCGUUUCCGAAGGGCAUUCUCAAUAG